AUGGUUGCCGAUACUCUAGAGGUAUUUAUGGAUGGUUUCUCUGUAGUAGGUGAUACUUUUGAUGACUGUUUGUUGAAUCUUAGCAGGGCUUUACAGAGAUGUAAUGAGGCCAACCUAGUACUGAAUUGGGAGAAGUGCCAUUUCAUGGUAAAGGAAGGUAUAGUCCUGGGACACAAAGUAUCACAUAAAGGGAUAGAGGUCGAUAAGGCCAAGAUUCUAGUGAUUGAAAAGUUACCUCCGCCAAUCCGUGUGAAGGGUGUUAGAAGCUUUCUAGGCCACGCUGGAUUCUAUAGGGGUUUCAUCAAGGACUUCUCCAAAACUGCACACCCCAUUGCGUUUCUGACCAAGUAUGGGGUAAAACAACACAAGGUGGCAACACCUUAUCACCCACAGACCAGUGGACAAGUGGAGGUUUCUAACAGGGUGAUUAAAGCAAUCUUGGCCAAGACAGUUAAUGCCAACAGGACAUAUUGGGCAAGGAAGCUGGAUGAUGCUUUUGGGCAUAUCAGACAACUUUUAACACACCUAUUGGUUUUUCAAUCUGGAGCUAUUGAACUGGAAAAUGAGAAAAGAGAGAGGUUCAAAGCUAAUGGUCAGCGAGUCAAGGCAUAUUUGGGUACUCUUGAGGAUGUGAAGACUGUAGAGGAAUGCAAACUUGAUGAAGUCUGA
Solanum tuberosum (potato) is the source of this 669-nucleotide messenger RNA. RefSeq lists its product as uncharacterized. NCBI's taxonomy places the organism in Eukaryota, Viridiplantae, Streptophyta, Magnoliopsida, Solanales, Solanaceae. The record is from RefSeq and is a predicted model, not a curated record. The transcript has 3 exons. Bases 1 to 669 code for a protein of 222 amino acids.